Molecule: messenger RNA, 372 nt
Organism: Akanthomyces muscarius
Lineage: Eukaryota; Fungi; Ascomycota; Sordariomycetes; Hypocreales; Cordycipitaceae
Exons: 4
Coding region: 1-372 (123 amino acids)
Source: RefSeq, a predicted model, not a curated record
AUGCCUAAAUGCAUAGCGCCGUUGCAGCUGCGUGGCUUGCCAGAUGCUCGGGAUACGAGAUGGCCAUCGUCUGCAGCCAGAUGCACCAGCUGGACGACCAACCCUGAUCCCGCAGCGACUGAUACUAUUCCUUUACUCUGGGUCAAGAUACUGCCGCCAACCACACUGCCCGGCCAGUGGACCAACGUUGGCCACCACCACUCCCACCUUUGGAUCCUCGCUCUGUCCUCACCCUCCCGGCCGCCCCGUCCUGUUGAACCCUCCAACUCUGUCCUGUUGAACCCUUCAGCAGCGUCGCAUCUAAUCAUCUCGGCGACGCCUGCCGCUAGUGUCCACCUCACGUCGCUGAGUUCACCUUGCCCGAAUACCUGA